ACAGUUCUUAUCUGUUAUAGGAUUCCAUAUGUGAAAACCUUCAACUGGUAUUUGCCCAGCACAGUUCAACACCGGGUGAAAAAGGACGCAUCACUCUGCGCAUGCACUUGCCAACUUCUGCCCCAGCAGGUGGAGUGUUUGUGUUGGGAAGUAACUACAGUGGGAGGAACUCGGGGGCCUCCAGCAUGCGCGAGAUCGAGUGUCUGCAUUCUGAGAGCAACACGCAGAUGAAUGCUGGGAGAGAAACACUCUUAGAUCAGCCCUUCAAGGAAAGCAGUACAAGUGUUUUAGGUUGAAAGCGGGGCCACCGUUACUGUUAUAAUGGCGGCUGGACGAGACCAAGUCAUUCGCCUAUUAAGGCAACUGCAGCGAGCUUCGUGCAAGUGCCCAGCCCAUUCUCACACUUAUUCUCAAGCUCCAUCAACCGGAAACACAACAGACUAUGCAUUUGAGAUGGCUGUUUCAAAUAUCAGAUACGGAGAAAAUGUAACCAAGGAGGUUGGCAUGGACCUGCAGAAUCUAGGCGCGAAGAAUGUCUGUGUGAUGACCGAUAAGAACCUAGCUGAGCUUUCUCCAGUAAAGGCUGUGCUAAAUUCACUAGCAAGGAAUAAUGUCCACUUCAGUGUAUAUGACAAUGUCAGAGUGGAACCAACUGAUAAAAGCUUUAUGGAUGCUAUUCAGUUUGCCAGGAAAGGCUCCUUCGAUGCCUACGUUGCUGUCGGAGGGGGUUCUGUGAUGGACACCUGUAAGGCCGCUAACUUAUACGCAUCCAGUCCUGACGCCGACUUCCUAGACUAUGUCAAUGCUCCGAUCGGAAAGGGAAAAGCAGUGACUGUGCCCCUUAAACCUCUCAUUGCCGUUCCAACUACAUCUGGGACUGGAAGUGAAACCACUGGAAUAGCCAUAUUUGAUUAUGAAGAACUGAAAGCCAAAACAGGCAUUGCAUCCAGAGCUAUUAAGCCAACGUUGGGUUUGAUUGACCCUGUACACACGCUUCACAUGCCUGAGAGAGUAGUUGCUAACAGCGGUUUUGAUGUAUUGUGCCAUGCGCUCGAGUCCUACACUGCCCUCCCUUAUCAUAUGCGCAGUCCCUGCCCUACUAACCCUAUUGAACGUCCUGCGUACCAGGGUAGCAACCCUAUCAGCGAUGUGUGGGCUAAACAUGCAUUGAGGAUUGUGGCCAAGUAUCUAAAAAGGGCUGUAAAGAGUCCUGAUGACCGUGAAGCUCGUUUCUCCAUGCACUUGGCCAGCUCAUUUGCUGGCAUUGGCUUUGGAAAUGCGGGAGUGCACUUAUGCCACGGGAUGUCGUACCCUAUUGCAGGCCUAGUGAAGAGCUACCGAGCCAAGGAUUAUAAUGUGGAACACCCAAUAGUGCCCCACGGCCUAUCAGUGGUUCUCACAUCUCCAGCUGUGUUUUCUUUUACCGCCUCAAUGUGUCCGGAGCGCCACUUGGAGGCAGCAGAGAUACUGGGAGCCGACAUCCGGACGGCUAAAAUCAAAGAUGCUGGGCUUAUCUUGGCAGACACCUUAAGGAAAUUCCUGUUUGACCUGAAUGUCGAUGAUGGUUUGGCGGCUGUAGGAUACACUUCAGCUGAUAUUCCUGCUUUAGUCAAAGGAACUUUGCCUCAGGAACGUGUGACAAAGCUGUCUCCUCGACCACAUUCUAUAGAAGAGCUUUCUGGUUUAUUUGAGGCUUCCUUGAAACUGUAUUAGUCUAGCACGUUGCACAAUACCAUACAGAGCAGUUCUAUUGAGAUUUUAGUUACAUGGCGCCUCUAUGCCAGCAGCAUCCUGUAAUUUGUACAAUAGGAACAAUAGGUUCUCAGCGCGAUCCCGCACAAUUCAUCCGUGCAUUUUUAUAAGCUGCUUGGUGGUGCUUUUUAUGUAGAUGUACCAAAAAUAAAACUGUGAUCUCAAC
Spea bombifrons (plains spadefoot toad) is the source of this 1918-nucleotide messenger RNA. RefSeq names its product alcohol dehydrogenase iron containing 1 (gene ADHFE1). Gene Ontology annotation, cellular component: mitochondrion. Bases 322 to 1713 code for a protein of 463 amino acids. NCBI's taxonomy places the organism in Eukaryota, Metazoa, Chordata, Amphibia, Anura, Pelobatidae. The transcript has 16 exons. The record is from RefSeq and is a predicted model, not a curated record. Gene Ontology annotation, molecular function: metal ion binding; alcohol dehydrogenase (NAD+) activity.